Molecule: messenger RNA, 1263 nt
Organism: Aplosporella prunicola CBS 121167
Lineage: Eukaryota; Fungi; Ascomycota; Dothideomycetes; Botryosphaeriales; Aplosporellaceae
Exons: 6
Coding region: 1-1263 (420 amino acids)
Source: RefSeq, a predicted model, not a curated record
AUGCCCGCCCUCGCUCCCACCCUCAAAAAAUCCUACUGGGUUCUGGCUGGCUUUGGCGCUGCCUAUGCCAUCUUCAUGCUAUGCCUCACCAACGUCACCCUCCAGAGACAUGCCCUGUACGCCAACAAGUUGGUUAACGCCUGGUGGGUCGACACAGAAAAGCCCCAGUCUUUCGGGUUUGCCAAGAACCAAGUGACGGCAUUCAACAUCACGACACCAGACCAUGAACAGCUCUAUGCAUGGCAUAUCCUUCCUCUCAACGUGUACGCAGAACAUGAGGUCGAGCUUGCUGCAGCAUCGUCCGGGCCCGUGCAUGACCUUGCGCAGUCGCUCUCUUUUAGUCUUCUUAAAAAAGAUCCCAAUGCUCGUCUUGUCAUUAACUUUCAUGGAAACGCCGGCAAUGUCGCCCAGGGCUGGCGUACAGACACCUACAGGAGUCUAUCUUCACUGCCCAAUGUCCAUAUCCUGACGGUUGACUACCGUGGAUUUGGCCACAGCACCGGCAGUCCUACCGAGGCCGGCCUCAUCGUUGACGCCACCACUCUCGUCAAAUAUGCUCUUGAGAUUCUCCAGAUUCCGCCGCAUCGCAUCGUCAUCGUGGGCCAAAGCCUUGGCACCGCCGUCGCAUCUGCCGUGGGCCUGCAGUUUGCCGAUCCGGCAGCUGCGUUAAGCAUGGUUCCAUCAGGGCAAACUGGGUUUGCGGCUUUGAAUGCGUCCUUUUCCGCGGAGACUGUUAAGCCAGUUGACUUUGCGGGCAUCAUACUCGUUGCCCCAUUCACCUCCCUUCCAGUCCUUGUUGAGAGCUACCGCAUUUUCGGCGUAUUGCCCCUGCUGUCCCCUCUGCGUCCUUACCCAAAGCUCCAAACCUGGCUUCGGCAGCAUAUUGUCGACACAUGGGACAGCAUGGCUCGCAUCAGCACGAUGAUCGGUGCCAUCGCAGCAGACGAAUCGAGGAAGUUUCGUCUGCAUAUCAUUCACGCUAAGAAUGACUUUGAUAUUCGCUGGACUUACGGCGAGACCUUGUUCCAAAAUGCAAGUUCAACGUUUGUUAAACUGACUGGACAGGAGGAAGCGGACGUCCAUCAGCAGUACAUCGAAGCCGAUGGCGGAAGGUCUGCUAUGACGAAGAUCACAAAGGACAGUCACGGCCGCCAGGUUAUCUUGGAUCUUUUGGCCUACGGAGGUCACAAUCGUAUCGUCACGUUUGCCCCAGUGGCGUUGGCAGUGCUGCGAGCCUUUGAUGCCGCGGCCGCAACGGCGUAG